CGUGACCGUUGCCCCUGACGACAGCCUUCAGGAGCUCUGGGCGUCUCUUGCAAACCAACGCAGCCAAGAUGAGCGUCGCAGAUUUGACGUGUAGCUCAGCUGCGAAGCCGCAUUGGGAUAUUCUUCUGGUAAACAUUAACUCAUUCUUCUCCUUCCCCGAUCCUCCGUAAGAUGUCUGUUAGGGUCGUAGCCCGGAUACGACCGCUUCUCAAGCACGAGCUCGACAAAGACACCAUUGUCACGACCGAAGCCCCCGACGAUAAGAGUGCCACACCGACUGUUGUUCGGAUUCCAAACCCUAAGAAUGAAUCGGAAUCCUUCAGCUUCCAGUUCAAUGCUGUGUACGGACAGGAUGCGACUCAACAGCAGAUCUUCGACAGCGAGGUAUCUUCUACCGUAAAGCAUUUGUUCAACGGCUUCGACACGUGCGUGUUUGCGUACGGCGUAACGGGUACCGGCAAGACACAUACAAUGCGUGGUGGGAAGUCGUUAGCAGAUCGAGGCGUAAUACCACGGUUGCUGAGCAGCAUAUACCGACGAUGCCGGAAAGUGGAAAAGGAUAGCGGAGGAGCAACUCAGGUUGAGGUGUCGAUGAGUUAUUACGAGAUCUACUGCGACCGGGUAUAUGAUCUGUUCGAACCCCCUGAGAAGCGCACUCCAUCUGGCCUGCCUAUACGCGAUAAUGGUGGAAAGACAGUGGUUGUGGGCUUAACGGAGAAGCCAUGCUCGACUCUUAAGGAAUUCGAACAUCUGUACGACCAGGCGAAUAUUAAUAGGUCCACGUCGGCUACAAAGCUGAACGCCCACUCGUCACGUUCUCACGCCAUAUUAUGCGUGAAAAUAACACAAACUACCGAAGAUACCGUCCGAGUGAGCCGCGCAUCUGCCAUCGACCUGGCCGGGUCGGAAGACAACCGGAGGACGGACAACAACAAGGAGAGGCUCGUAGAAAGCUCGGCCAUCAACAAGUCUCUUUUCGUCCUCGCCCAAUGCGUAGAAGCAAUCAGCAAGAAACAGAGUCGCAUACCGUAUCGAGAGUCGAAAAUGACCAGAAUCCUCUCGCUCGGCCAGAACAACGGGUUGACUCUAAUGAUCCUCAACCUGGCCCCGGUACGGUCCUAUCAUCUUGACACGCUGUCGUCUCUAAACUUUGCGAAUCGCACGAAGAAGAUCGAGGUGGCGGAAGUCGAGAAUGAGCCAAUGUACAGGCAUAUUGUCAAGCCGCUUGCCGCCGCAGCAAGUAUAGGGGGAGCGACUAUCACUAGACAGCCGUUGCGGCCGCUAGCGGGGGCACACAAUGCCAACCUGCAGGACCGUGACGCGGAGAAGAAGAAAUCAGGGGCUAAGCCUGUUAAGGCAUUCUCUGUAUAUUCUGACCACAAGUCUACCUCGCGCGUCUCUAACCUUCCCUCGCAGAAUCAAGGCAUCCGCAGAACAGAUAUUCCUCACAAGCGCGCCGCCGACUCUGGAACAUCGCUCUCGAGGCCUGCCAAGGCUGCUCGUUCAGAUGCCUCCCGUUUUGAACCUGCAUUGACGAAGGCAUCGAUUGAAGCCCUGAUCUCGCAGCGAAUUGAUGAGAAGUUGGCGGAGAGGGCACUGCAGGACGCUUCUGCGGCGGCUCCUGCAUUAUCUGCAGAGCUUCAGCGACGGCUCGACGACCUCGAGAACCGGAUAGAAGCAAAAGAGGAAGACGGUAAAGCCCAGGGUCUGCAAUUCCUUCUCAUGGCGAAGCAGCACCAGGUGCGCGGCGAAGAUAUCAGUGCACUCCGGAUGUAUCAGUUGGCUCUCCCCUACUUCCCCGGGAACGAGAAACUGAAAACCAAGAUGAGGAACCUGGAGGAUAGGAUACGUGCUAAGAAACAGGCCGAAACGGAUAACCAUACCUCGACCUUGGCGCCAGGUCUAUCACAGAGGCAACCAUCCAGUCUCAUGGCACCUCUAAAGGCUGAGAAGGGAUCCUCAAUGGCCAAGGCUUCUAUCAAGGGAGAGGCGGAGGACGAAGAGUUUGCACCGGCAGGAGACUCAGAGGGAGAUGAGUCGUACGCUUCAAACGCAAGUUUUCGAUAUAGGGCCAAGGGCACACGCAAGUCAAAGAAGGCGAUGAAGAAGGUGCCGAUAUUCCGGGACGAGCCUGUGCAGAGGGGCGAUCACACGCCUCGAACUGCUCACCUCCUCAAGAUCAUCAACUCGCGGGACGUGUCUCAAAUCAAGGCUCUCAAGGGAGUGGGUGCGAAGAAAGCCGACGCCAUUGUCAGCUGCCUGGUGGAGAUGGAAGACGAGGAGGUGCGGGAUCUGGAGGGUCUAGCGAUGUUGAAAGGUGUAGGAGGGCGGACGGUGGAGAACAUGCGGCUGGGGUUGAGCAUUGAUGUUGGGUUUUAGACGUUCUGUGGCGGGCAUUGGUUGGUCGCACUGGUUGCAUAAUUGGUUUUGGUUGGGUGUGUACCUUGCAUGGCGCGGCGUUUGGGAGUUCCAUCACCCAACCGGCGAAGUGGUUUGGUUGUAAAGGGGGGUUAGUAAGCAUGAAUGGCAU
Westerdykella ornata is the source of this 2530-nucleotide messenger RNA. RefSeq names its product kinesin-domain-containing protein. Gene Ontology annotation, biological process: microtubule-based movement. NCBI's taxonomy places the organism in Eukaryota, Fungi, Ascomycota, Dothideomycetes, Pleosporales, Sporormiaceae. Gene Ontology annotation, cellular component: microtubule; kinesin complex. The transcript is spliced from 4 exons. Bases 172 to 2379 code for a protein of 735 amino acids. The record is from RefSeq and is a predicted model, not a curated record. Gene Ontology annotation, molecular function: ATP hydrolysis activity; ATP binding; microtubule binding.